Messenger RNA from Centruroides sculpturatus (bark scorpion), 877 nucleotides. RefSeq lists its product as uncharacterized. NCBI's taxonomy places the organism in Eukaryota, Metazoa, Arthropoda, Arachnida, Scorpiones, Buthidae. The transcript is spliced from 3 exons. Bases 96 to 419 code for a protein of 107 amino acids. The record is from RefSeq and is a predicted model, not a curated record.
AAGGCCUUGUGAAGCAGUUCGAACCCUCGACCGGCGCUUUCGAAGGUUUGGACGUUUUUGAAAAUAACAUCAAGCCUGCUUAUAGACAUGUUUUGAUGAAGGUUCGACCAAUCUGUCAGACGACCUGCCAACGUUUUAACAGUGAGAGAUUGGUUGAAGAUGUGGAGGAUGAAGGAGUGAACAAUAGAGAGAGCGCGGUUCCUCCACAAAACACCAAAGCAAACGAAGAUCCGGCAGAGCACGAAGAUUGCGUGCAAGAUAAUCCUGGCCAUUGCAGCACCUGUGAAUAUCGGGAUAGAAAUACAUUGAAGAAAGUCGGGUCGUUCUUUAAAAGCAUAUGGAAACCCGUUAAGAGAUCCGUGCAGAAGGUGUAUAAAAUGGCAAAAAGUGGAGAAUGCGAGUACGUUCAGUUCGAGUAAGGAUCUCUUUGUUUCCAUCUAUCCAUCGACAAUAAGAUCUGCUCUAUGAUUUGCUAUAAAUUAUUUUCUGGAUUUAGGCCGAGUUGGCUUUGGGUAAGUGUCUAUGGCAACUUUAUUGUAUUCUACACUUGGGAGAUUUUACGGUCUCGGUUUAUAAAUUAACACAAUUUCUGACCACGAUUUCAUAAUAACACGCAAUUAAUGGCCGGACAAUAGAAAAACUAGAAAUACGGUAUUAACGUGGCAAUAUAUUAUAUUUUGAUGCGAUUGAGAUCGUACUACAGAAAGCCCACGUUUUUAGGGUAUCGAGCAUGCAUAGCCUGUAUAUUCUUGCCCAAGUAGGUUACUCACAAUGAUACAUUUUGGGAUGCAGUGAAAGCAAUAGUAUAAAUGAAUGUAGAAACGAAAUUAUCCAGUAAUAUUACGUGAUUACUAGGACAGGAACAUCCUAAAUAUAA